Messenger RNA from Populus trichocarpa (black cottonwood), 879 nucleotides. Its product is annotated as nuclear transcription factor Y subunit B-4. Gene Ontology annotation, molecular function: protein heterodimerization activity; DNA-binding transcription activator activity, RNA polymerase II-specific; RNA polymerase II cis-regulatory region sequence-specific DNA binding. The transcript has a single exon. Gene Ontology annotation, biological process: regulation of transcription by RNA polymerase II. The coding region runs from base 73 to 522 and encodes 149 amino acids. NCBI's taxonomy places the organism in Eukaryota, Viridiplantae, Streptophyta, Magnoliopsida, Malpighiales, Salicaceae. The record is from RefSeq and is a predicted model, not a curated record. Gene Ontology annotation, cellular component: nucleus; CCAAT-binding factor complex.
UGUGUUUAUGCAUCUAUAUACACAUGAGAGUUUGCAAAGAAAAGAAGAAAUUCAUAAGCAAACCAAAAAGAAAUGGAGGAGGAGCAAGAUAAAUUGUUGCCUAUUGCCAACGUGGGUCGGAUUAUGAAGCAAAUCCUGCCCCCAACUGCCAAGAUUUCCAAAGAAGCAAAACAAACAAUGCAAGAAUGUGCAACGGAAUUUAUAAGUUUCGUAACCGGUGAGGCAUCCGACAAGUGUCAUAAGGAGAAUCGCAAGACAGUGAACGGAGAUGACAUCUGUUGGGCUCUAGGUUCUCUAGGGUUUGAUGACUAUGCCGAGGCUAUAGUAAGGUACUUGCAUAGAUAUAGAGAAGUUGAAAGGGAGAGAUCAGCUAAUCAACACAAAGCUUCUGGCACUGAACAAGACAUUGAAGAAUCCAACCAUAUAAGUUUCCAACCACAGCAGCAAAUUGAAGCUCCUAACGGAAUAGAAUUUAGGAUUCUUGAUAAGGGCAACGGCAGCUCUUUCACAAAUCCAUCCUGAGAAAUAUUGCUCAGUUUUCUUUAUGAAUAUUGAAGAUAACGAGGUAGAAGAAGAUGAAGAUACUGAUGAACAAAAAAGAUAAAGGAAUUUGGAGAUUUGCCUGCUUGAUAAAGAUUUGGAUCUCUUGACAAAAUGCAAUAGUUGAAGUUCUUGACUUGCAAAAGCUUUGACUCACUCUUGUGUGAAUUCAUGAGUAACUCCUCUGAGGUAUAAUGUUUAAUCUUUGUCAUGAGUUUAGGGUUUCUUUCUUAUUUCCUCAAGGAGAAAAAUCUGUAAAAUUUUAGCUAUAUUAUGCUUUAGAUGGCAUACUCCACUUAAUUACCAUAGAUUUUGCUUCUAGUAUUAAUUUUCACAUAA